Molecule: messenger RNA, 3843 nt
Organism: Papaver somniferum (opium poppy)
Lineage: Eukaryota; Viridiplantae; Streptophyta; Magnoliopsida; Ranunculales; Papaveraceae
Product: putative multidrug resistance protein
Exons: 7
Coding region: 22-3801 (1259 amino acids)
Biological process (GO): transmembrane transport
Cellular component (GO): membrane
Molecular function (GO): ATP hydrolysis activity; ATP binding; ABC-type transporter activity
Source: RefSeq, a predicted model, not a curated record
AGUUCGCCUUAGUUUGUAAUAAUGGCAGAGAAUAAAGAGAGUGUGUCUCUUUUUCAGCUUUUUAAGUUUGCUGAUCAUUUCGAUAAAUGGUUGUUGUUCUUUGGAAUUCUUGGUAGCGUUGGAGAUGGGUUAAUGAAUCCUCUUACUAUGAUUGUUCUUGCUGGUGCAAUAAAUGAUUAUGGGAAUAAUACCGAUAUUAAGCUCACAAAUCAUGUUGUUGACAAGUAUACACUCAGACUACUCUAUGUUGCACUAGGAGUUGGAGUUGCAGCUUUUGUAGAAGGACUUUGUUGGACUAGAACAGCAGAAAGACAGGCUUCUCGUAUGAGAAGCGAGUACCUCAGAUCCGUCCUUAGGCAGGAAGUUAGUUUUUUUGAUACCCAAGCUGGUACUUCCGUAACAUUUGAUGUUGUCUCCACAAUUUCCUCUGAUGCUCAUUCAAUCCAAGAUGUUAUUGCCGACAAGAUACCCAACUACCUCGCGCAUGUUACCUCAUUCCUCCUAUGUCUAGUAGUAGCCUUCUGCCUUUCGUGGAGACUAGCAUUGGCAGCACUGCCGUUCUCUUUCAUGUUCAUCAUCCCAGGGGUUGGUUUUGGGUCACUGCUAAUGGCCCAGAUGAUGAAAAUGAAGGAUGCUUAUGGAGUUCCUGGAGGAAUUUCAGAACAAGCAAUUUCUUGUAUCCGCACCGUGUUUGCAUAUGUAGGAGAGCGUCAAACGCUUGAAAGGUUCAGCGAAGGACUUAAGGAGAGCAUGGACCUUGGUAUAAAGGUGGGGCUUACAAAAGGAAUGCUGAUCGGGAGUAUGGGGUUGAUUUUUGCUGCUUGGGCAUUCUUAGCUUGGGUUGGAAGUAUUUUAAUUAUCAAUAGAGGUGAAAAAGGUGGUGCUAUUUUCGCUACUGGGUGUAGUCUCAUCAUGGGAGGAAUGUCUUUAAUGAGUGCACUUCCGAAUAUUACAUUCUUCGGAGUGGCAACAGCUGCUGCAACCCGAAUAUUUGAGAUGAUCGAUCGACUUCCAGCAAUAGAUUUAGAAGAUGAAAAAGGAAAAGUUCUAACAUACGUGAGAGGAGAAUUUGAGUUUAAGGAUGUUCAUUUCAGUUACCCAUCAAGACCUGAUACUCCAAUUCUGCAAGGAUUCAAUCUUAAAGUCCGGGCAGGUAAUACUGUUGGUCUUGUCGGAGGCAGUGGUUCUGGGAAAUCCACAGUCAUUGCACUACUUGAAAGAUUUUAUGAUCCAAGCAAAGGAGAAAUAUACUUGGAUGGAAAUAAAAUCAGGAGAUUGCAGCUAAAAUCAUUGAGAUCUCAAAUAGGACUUGUCAAUCAAGAACCAGUGCUCUUUGCGACAUCCAUCAAAGAGAAUAUUUUGUUUGGAAAGGAAGGUGCAUCCAUGGAGCUUGUCAUCGAAGCAGCUAAAAGCGCAAAUGCGCACGACUUCAUCAUAAAAUUACCCGAUGGGUAUGAGACACAUGUUGGGCAAUUUGGAGUUCAGUUGUCUGGAGGACAAAAACAAAGAAUUGCCAUUGCAAGAGCUCUGGUCAGAGAUCCAAGAAUUUUAUUAUUUGAUGAAGCUACAAGUGCAUUAGAUGCACAAUCAGAACGAGUAGUACAAGAUGCACUUGACCAUGCAUCACAGGGAAGGACAACAAUCACAAUUGCUCAUCGCCUCUCAACAAUACGUAAAUCGAACUUGAUAGCCGUCGUUCAGUCAGGAAAAGUUGUAGAAUUAGGUUCUCAUGAUGAACUGAUUAAGAUGAAUGACGGAGAAGGUGGAGAAUACUCCAGAAUGUUGGAAUUGCAGAAGACAGCAACUAAAAAUGAAACUUCAAAUCCUCAUAUUGCUGUCGAAGAUUACAAUCAUCAAAAGAUGGUUAUGUUGAAGGGUAUGAUGAGUCCGGUAAGCGUAAAAUCUAGCAGACAAGUAAGUCCAGCAUACCCUUUGAGUCCAGCCCAUUCCAUUAGUCCGGCAUACUCUUUCAUUCAAAGUCACCACUACGAAAUUCCUAAUGAAGAAAAUAUCGAUCUUUCCGCUAAACCUGCUGCACCUUCGCAAUGGCGUCUGUUGAAAAUGAAUGCACCAGAGUGGAAAAGAGCAUUCCUUGGAUGUUUAGGUGCCGUUGGUUUUGGAGCAGUUCAGCCUGGGCAUUUCUUCUGCCUGGGAACUAUGAUUUCAGUGUUCUUUCUCAAGGAUUUCGAUAAACUUAGAUCAGAAACAAGAUUCUAUUCCUUGAUGUUUCUACUGGUAGCAUUUCUCUGUCUCGUCACCAACCUCCUCUUACAUUACAACUUUGCUGUCAUGGGAGAACGAUUAACAAAACGAAUACGUGUGCAACUACUAGAAAAGGUUCUGAGUUUCGAAGUCGGAUGGUUUGAUCAAGAUGAGAAUACAAGUGCAGCUAUUUGUGCAAGAUUAGCCAGUGAAGCCAGCAUUGUUCGCUCCCUUGUUGGAGACCGUAUAUCUUUGUUGGUUCAAGCUUUUACAGGAGCUGCUAUUGCUUUUGUGCUUGGAUUAAUCCUCUCUUGGAGACUAGCUAGCGUCAUGAUAGCAAUGCAACCAAUACUAAUCGCUAGCUACUAUUCAAGGACUGUUUUAAUGCCAAGCAUGUCUGGAAAGGCUCAAAAGGCACAAAAUGAAGGAAGUCAACUAGCCAGUGAAGCAGUGGUUAACCACAGGACCAUCACUGCUUUUUCUUCUCAAAAAAGAAUACUAGAUCUCUUUGAGGCUACCAUGGAAGGACCCAGAAAGGAAGCCAUCAAACAAUCGUGGUAUGCCGGUAUCGGUCUAUGCAGCUCUCAGUUUCUUACAACUGCCUCUAUAGCUAUGACUUAUUGGUAUGGGGGAAGGUUGCUUGUUCAAGGACUUAUAUCCACUAAGAGAAUGUUUCAAGCUUUCUUCAUCUUGCUGAGUACAGGUAAGAACAUAGCAGAUGCAGGAAGCAUGACUUCAGAUUUAGCUAAGGGCAGCGAAGCUAUAAGAUCAGUGUUCGCGAUGCUAGACCGCAAAAGUAUGAUCGUGUCAGAUGACCCUGAGGGAAUCAACCCUACUAGAGGAAUCAAGGGUCGGAUUGAGUUUAAAAAUGUUUACUUUUCUUAUCCAUCUAGGCCUAAUCAGAUGAUCUUUUACGGUUUAAGUCUGAAAAUUGAAGCUGGUAAAACUAUAGCAUUGGUCGGACAAAGUGGUUCCGGAAAAUCUACUACUAUUGCAUUAAUAGAGAGAUUUUACGAUCCCUUAGAUGGGUCUAUAGAAAUUGAUGGAAUAGACAUGAGGAGCUACAGCUUGCGGAACUUAAGAUCCCAUAUAGCUUUGGUUAGUCAGGAGCCGACUCUUUUCGCAGGAACCAUCCGUGAGAACAUUUUAUAUGGGAAAGAGAAUGCAACAGAAUCGGAAUUAAGAAAGGCUUCAUCUCUUGCUAAUGCUCAUGAAUUCAUAAGUGGAAUGAAGGAUGGCUAUGAAACCUACUGUGGAGAAAGAGGAGUUCAGUUAUCCGGAAGACAGAAACAGAGGAUAGCACUUGCUCGUGCAAUAUUGAAAAACCCAGCGAUCCUACUGCUGGAUGAAGCCACAAGUGCGCUUGAUAGCGUAUCAGAAAACCUGAUUCAAGAAGCGUUGGAGAAAACGAUGGUUGGCCGAACGUGUGUGGUUGUAGCUCACAGAUUAUCUACAAUACAGAAAUCAGACACUAUAGCUGUCAUUAAGAAUGGGAAAGUGGUGGAACAAGGAUCACAUUCUGAGCUCCUGAGCAUUGGACACCGAGGUUCAUACUACGCUCUGAUAAAACUACAAGGAAACAACUCCCCUUACCGGUAAUGCUCAAGUAAAACAAAGGUGAAAGACUGAGGAACAACUGUU